Molecule: messenger RNA, 435 nt
Organism: Melampsora larici-populina 98AG31
Lineage: Eukaryota; Fungi; Basidiomycota; Pucciniomycetes; Pucciniales; Melampsoraceae
Exons: 3
Coding region: 1-435 (144 amino acids)
Source: RefSeq, a predicted model, not a curated record
AUGCCUACCAUACAAGAUCCAUGGCCCAUUGAAUAUGGUGUCUGUGUAGAUAUGAGCAAGACCAGAAAUAUAACAGAGCCCAUCUUGGUUGAUCAGAGGAGUUUGUUUUCCUGUUCUUGUGAAUUAAUCAAGCUUUGCCCUGAAAGUUUGACAUCAAUCAUUUUGAUCAACCAGUUUUGUGUUCCACAUAAUAUGCUUAAAAAACUUGUGUUCAUUGCACUCCUGGGUGCACUACCCAUCACCUCAGGAUCACUAAUUUCAAAAAGUACAUCUGAAGUGAAUGAUAAACAAGUGGAGAAGACAUCAGGUGCAUGUGGUAACAAUCUUUGGCAUGUUACCAGGUAUGUUGAGGAUUUGAGGACCAAUGCAAGUGGAAAAAUUGGUGCAGUCAUCUGUGGGAUAGAUAAAAAGAUUGUAAAGAUAGAAUUGGAUUGA